Messenger RNA from Melanotaenia boesemani (Boeseman's rainbowfish), 3832 nucleotides. RefSeq lists its product as uncharacterized. Gene Ontology annotation, biological process: protein ubiquitination; Notch signaling pathway. The record is from RefSeq and is a predicted model, not a curated record. The transcript is spliced from 6 exons. The coding region runs from base 130 to 3396 and encodes 1088 amino acids. Lineage: Eukaryota; Metazoa; Chordata; Actinopteri; Atheriniformes; Melanotaeniidae. Gene Ontology annotation, molecular function: RNA binding.
UUGUCACCCCCUGGCGCAUAAAUAACAAAUGACAUGUAGUUAGUUUCACUUUCCUCCUCUUCAUGUAAAGAGUGACGAUCUUUGAAACAUAGCGACAAAAGAGAAACCAUCGUGAAAUAUUUUAAGCAGAUGGCAGAGUCGGGCAGGACUGUGAGGGUGAGUGGUCUGCCCACAGACAUGGAAGAGAGCAGGCUGAGAGACAAGUUAUUCAUCCACUUCCUCAGUACCAAAAAUGGAGGAGGGGAAAUAGAUUCGGUUGUCUUCAUUAAGGCAACGCCUGUCUUUGCCCUCAUCAGCUUCGAUGACAGCACAGUGGCACAGAGAGUUAUUCAACGCGGCCAGCAUUUACUGGCGGUGGAUAGAAAGAAGUAUACACUCACAGUGACGGAGCAUCGUGAAAGCUUGGACCCAGACAAGAUCAUCUUGAAUUUAUCAGCAGCUGUUGACUACAGCCGGCUUCCUGGUGGAAUCAUGGCUUUCUCAAGCCUACGUAAGAGCCACCGUGAUGUCCAGAUAAGAUACACUGAUACCGAAGGAUGCUGUAUGUUGUCGGGUUCCUACUCCAAAGUGCAGGCUGCCUUGGCUCAGUUACUUGGCCAGCCCGGAGGUGCAGAGUCAGCGGAUAAUAAAGACUCAGAUCGAGCUACCCCAGGUGGUUCCUGGUCUGCUCAGAAGCCUCAUAAACAAAAAUCUGAUGAUCAGAGCAGAAAAACUAACAAACAAAGAGAAAACAAUCCCAAUGGCAGGCCCUCGGAUGACUACAGUUUAAGUUCAAGCAGAGAUUUGACUCCUGGGAUUUAUGGCUGGGAGGAAAACAGAGACGGCGCAGCUCUGCAUCAUCCUGCCACAUCCGUAGAGGACCUUUCUCUGAUUCUGGAUGCGGACAUGUUCCAGUAUCUGCAGAAAUGCUGCCGAAGGGAAUACCAGCGUAUCCUCAGUCAGUACGGUGUCGAGGUGAUAGAUGAGACAAAUCAGGGCUUGACCACUUUGUUUCUCCAAGUUGCAGAAACAGCAGGGAUGGAAGAUGGGCGAGAACAGGAGCGCUUGAAACUGGCAAGAAACGCGAUAAGUCAGCUUUACCAGCAGAAUGAGAGCAAGAUUCGUCGGGACCAGCUCCCCAAAACUAUCCUGUCUCCCAGAGGAGGAUUGCAAAGGGCACUGGAGAAUUUAUGUGUCAGAUUUCCCAAGCUGCUUUUGAAUGAAGAUGAGCUAAAUAUUUACAUUAUUGGGAGCAGUAGUGAUGUGUCUGAGGCUAAACACUCUCUUCUACUGGACCAUGAUGAAGUGAGAGAUAAAAAGGAUGAUGUAGCCAGCCUUGUUAGAUACCCUUCAUAUGAUUUUGGUUCUUCAUCAUCUCAUGCUGACAAGGAGGGAGUCCUCCACAGAACGCCCUCUUCUGUAGGGUCUUUGGAUGAAAGGAUAGAUCACAUCAUGAGGUCAGAGGAAGAUGAAAGCAGAGCUGAAGGAGCCAGAAGGUAUAAACUAGCUGCCCGGUUCAAAGAUUCAGGGCUAACUGCAUUAGGCAGUCGGCCAACUGACUUCACAUUACGAGGAAACUCGGCGUCCAGCAGACAAACACGGCUUGGGCCAAUGCUAGGGCAUGAUGUGCUGUCAGAAAAGGCAGGGAUUUCUGGUGAAGUCUCUAGAGCAGUAGCCCAAAACACAGGAGGGGACAUAUUGUUUAAAGUUGGAUCUACGUUGCCUCCAUCUGCCUCCAUGCAGACCAAAACCUCUUUGAAUUUAUAUAUGAUGGAUGCUCAACCCAGGACUUCAACAUCACCUAGCACUAUUCAUUCCAGUUUGUCAGGAAGCACUGCUCUUCCACCUGCUGGGUCUGGGUCCACCUUGAAGCGAGCCAAUAGUUUCUCAGGAACACCUCAGCAGAAGGCUCAGAUUGUGGGUCAGAAAAGCCAAGAUGAUUCCAGCAAGCCCACAGUUAAGGGCAAGGGGAGGUCCUCUAGCUUCAGUAGCCCAACAGGAAGGGACAGCAAGCAGGAAGUGUAUAAUGCAGAGAUUGUAGUUUCCCCGGUGAUGUGGAAAUACAUAAAAGAAGCCUACAGAACUCGAGUAGAGGACCUGACCUCUGAUGUUCAGAUGAAUGAAAGCCUCUCCGAAGCUGGCAGGGAACAGACCCUCAUCUUAAACGGGGCAGACUCAUCCAUUGUUAGCUCAUGCCAGCAUGGUUUACAGAAGCUGAUUGACUCGGUUAAGGUCGACUUCUCGGUGCAAGAGCUGCGCUUGUCAGAACUGGGCAUCACUGACACUGAUGAAACCUUACAGGCUUGUUGUUCUGAGGUGAAGAGCCGCUUCAAGAAGGUUACAUUCCACAGGCUUAAGAACAGGUUAUGUUUACUUGGACCAAAGGAGUUGUGCUCUCAGGUUGUUGCUACACUGCAGGAGGUAUUUUCUGGAGAAUUUGAGCAACAUCCCUUCUCGAGACCCUCUACCUCUUUUUCACAAAUAAAUGUGCACCAAAGCAGUAGUCUGCCAGCCAGCAGUCAUUUAAAGGUGUUACAAGGGAGCCAAACAAGCAAGGCUGAUGGGACCAGUGGGAAUCAGGAGUGGAAAACAACCUACAGAAAUGAUUUUUGUGAGAUGCAGGCUGUUAAUGGAUCAAUAAGCCAUUCAUCAAUGAGGCAAGACCAUGUCAUUAAGGAGAAAGUGAAGACUGUAGAUACAAUGAAGGUGGAUGUACAAACUUCAGAGUCUUUUGUCAAUCAGUCUGUUAGCAGCAAUGAUUCAAGUUCAAGUCCUGUGAAUGGUGGUGAGACAGAGAGACCCAUAAGUACUACCCAGACAGACAGCACAGAGCAAAAGCAGAGCAGUCCAGAGGAAUCCAGGUCAGGUCAGGGAGACAGGAUGCACAUGUGUGUGUGUGGAAAGAAUGGGACAUCAUUGAUCAGGACCAAGUGUGGGGUUAGCAUGUGUCCAAAGUGCCUGGAAACAAUACAUGCCAACUGCAGAGUUUGUCGUGAGACGGAGCAGACACGCUGGGGCAUCCAGGGCGAAAUGAAGAGAUCUAGACUGAGCAUCAGUUUACCAGGUCACAACAAGGACUGCGUUAUCAAGAUCACUUACUGCAUUCCUGAUGGUAUCCAAGGGGAGGGCCAUCCAUCUCCUGGAAAACCAUUUCAAGGAGGAAUAUUUGAGGCCUACCUCCCUGAUUGCGAGAAGGCAAAGAAGCUGCUACCCAGGCUGGAGAAAGCCUUCAGGCAGGGACUCACCUUCACAGUGACAGGCAAAGAGACAGAGGCCAGGGUCACCUGGGACUGCAUCCCACACAAGACCAGUUUACAAGGAGGCAAAUCACAGAAAGGUUACCCCGACUCCAUGUACUUGACGCGCUUGUCUGAAGUUUUGAGUGCCAAUGGGAUUGAAGCCAGGUCUCACAAAUAAUGCAUUGCAGAGAAGGAAUUCUUGUCUUUUUAUAUACUUUAUAUCUUUUAGUUUUAUGUUGUUUGCACUAGAGAUUUUUUAUAAAAUUAAUUUUAUGUGUCAUAGAAAGCCUAUGUUUGAUUAUUCUUCUGCACAAUAAGAUGGAGCAGAUAUCAGUUCAGAUACUGUAGAUUUUAAUUAUUUUUAUCUUCCUCACCAUUCCUUUUUUAAUAAGGAUAUUCCAUUUCAAAAUGCAUUUAUAUGUCCAGCAUCAGUCUCUUCAGUAUUUCAUAUAACAUUCAUAAAUAUUUUCCUACAAUUUCAGUUUAUGUAGUUAAAAACAAAACAUUCUGUGCACAGUACUCUAUCAAUAAAUGUUUUGUAUCAUCCUGUAUGAUCCAGUGUGGGAAAAACUGGCAGUUAUUGGUAAAAUAUUGGACAGUAAAUAAAUCAAGUU